AUGACGGCGCAGCUGUCAGUCGAGGUCCGCCAUCGUCACCAACCCUCAACUGGACAGUCGCCAUGCCGAUUGACCGCCGUACCCGAUGAGCUGCCUACGAACCCGCAGCCCGCGCCGCCCAGCCUCCCUACCAUGUCCGCGUCGAACAUCCGGGUAUUCGUACAAUGGAAGGACUCUACCGUGUUCGCCGGCGAAGACAUAGAAUGCACCAUUACCUUCAAGAAUGUCGCCCCGCCUGAGGGACGCGACCGCUCCCCGGUCCGGAGGCAGAACGGCUUUGCGACGGGCGGGGAGAGACAGCGCAAACUACCGCCCGUCCACUCUUCGACGCGCCCCUCGGUAUCCCGCAAUUCGUCCUUUGCUUCGCAGCUGCCGCCGUCACAGCUUCGCGGACAUCGUCCUGCCUUAUCACUGCAUACACCAUCGACAGCUGGAGACCGCCGAUCGUCUGUUGCGCCGAGCAUCAUCCAUGCCAACAACACGGGCACACACAAGCAUGGAAGAUCCGUGUCAAUUGUCUCUUUAGGGGCAGAUGCGGGAACUGAAGCCAGCCACGAGAGGGGCAUACCCAUCAGACGCCCAACAAGAGGGCACGGAAGAUCAGCCAGUCUGCAGGUUGUGCCUGGCAGGCCAAACUCAUAUCCAAUUGCUUCACCAGGUCACAGAUCAGCGACUCAUCCAUCUCCACUAUCUGGCGAAGCUUCCUCUCCGCUAGCCCGCGACACCAACGACUUUGCCUUUCCCGCGCGUCAGAACAGGAGACGGCCUGGUGUCACGACCACCCCGAGUACCCCAGCCCUUCCGACUACAGGGCGAAAACCGUCCAAUUCCUUCUCCCAGAACUUCAAGUUCCCUGCCGCACCUCCGCCCGAUGAUGCCACCCAUCCGCAGCCUGGUAGCAGUCCUACAAAGCAACCCAUACACGUCCGGCGCAACUCCCCACAACCGCCACAUGACUACCUACGGUCAUCUGGAAGCCACAAUCUCGAGGUGCUUUCACCUGUUGCGCGGAUAAUAUCUGGGUCGAGCAUGAAUGACACCCCGCGUAGUAGUGGAGAGUUCUACUCGAUGAGCAACAACUCCAACGAGACAUUGGCUUCGGAAUAUGCGGCUCAUCCCUCAGCGCGUCUACUACAGCGGCCGAUGCAUCAUCGGCGACCCUCACACUUGGCACCGCCCAAUAGGCAGGCUCUCCCGGAGUCGAUAAUGAUGGGCUAUGCGCAGAUAAUGGGUUCCUUCACGCUGGACGGAUCCUUGAUCAACCAGGCACCUUUCGAAGAGGUAAAGAGGAAGGGAGUAGUAGGCGGCCAGGGUGGAGGUGGUGUAGUGGGUGUAGAGAAGACAAAGCGCGAGAGUGGGCUCUUUGGCGCGCUCGGUUGGGGUAACAUAGGAGAGUCGCUGGGUGGGCUACUGGGCGCUUCCGAGCCCUCCAGCAUCCGAGAGAUGCGAGGCGUUGCCAGCUCCAAGACUGUCCCGCUCAUCACUACUCCCCAGUCCAUUCUGUUCGUCGAUUUGCGGCUUGCGCCUGGCGAAAGCCGCAGCUACACGUACAGCUUUACAAUACCCCGAGGUCUGCCACCUUCGCAUAAGGGGCGGUCGAUGAAGGUAGCAUACAAUCUCAUCAUUGGCACACAACGCGCGGGAUCGACCAAAGAACAACAAGUGAAGCAUGUGGACGUUCCGUUUCGGGUGUUUGGCAGUGUGAACAGUCGUGGCGAGAUUCUUGGACAUGACCUAAUGUCGCCGUACAUCAUAUUGCGCGAUCAAGCUCGAACAGCCAGCAUAGACCCCUCGUCGAGCGCAAAGCUUUCCCCUACAAAGAAGGGCGCCUCUUCGAGCAAGACGGAAGAGAACACUUUCAGCGACUUCCUAGAGUAUGUCGACAAUCUUCUCGAUCGGCCCAGGCACAAUUCUAGCAUGGGCUUGCUUUCACCUACGGGCACAAUGCCCGGGCGCUCAACGAUUGCCGAAGGGCCCCAGACCAUGAAGGAGGCUAUUGAUACAGCCAUCUUGCGCAGCAACUUGACAGGCGCUGCCAAUCAGAGCGCCAAUCGCUUUGAGAUUGCUCGCAGCGGCCGCCGUGUCGCGGUCAUCAUGUUGGCGCGGCCCUCCUACCGGUUAGGCGAAACAAUGUCUGCCGUAAUCGACUUCACAGAUUCUCGCAUUCCCUGCUACUCAAUACAGAUUUCACUGGAAACUUCAGAGAAGGUCGAUCCGGCGAUAGCACUUCGCUCCAAUGCUUCGAUAUAUCGCGUCACAAAGAAAGUGCACGCAUCAUUUUCAGAGAAUGCACUGUUUGCGCAAAAGCUCGCCUUCUCGCCGACGAUACCACCCAAUGCGACACCGGAGUUUAUUACCAGCGGCGUCAGUCUUGAGUGGAAGCUCAGAAUCGAGUUCAUCACUCCGCGACUCACGCAUGAGGACGGGGAGGAGACCUCAUGGGAUGAUCUCUUGGAAGAGAUAUCUAGCGACGAUCGAGGUGUCAUAUUAGCAGCGGCGCAACGAUUGCCUGCCGAGAGCUUUGAAGUGCAGGUACCGAUACGGGUUUACGGGGCUGUGAGCGGGGCGCCCGAGGCACCUGAUGAACAGGGUCUUCCUGUGUGA
Messenger RNA from Alternaria infectoria, 2604 nucleotides. RefSeq lists its product as uncharacterized. Gene Ontology annotation, cellular component: Ric1-Rgp1 guanyl-nucleotide exchange factor complex; Golgi membrane. The transcript has 4 exons. The record is from RefSeq and is a predicted model, not a curated record. Gene Ontology annotation, biological process: retrograde transport, endosome to Golgi. Bases 1 to 2604 code for a protein of 867 amino acids. NCBI's taxonomy places the organism in Eukaryota, Fungi, Ascomycota, Dothideomycetes, Pleosporales, Pleosporaceae.